GGGAAGUCCGCCCGACAGGCGCCUCUGACGUUGGCGAAACUGUGAUUGUGGGUCACACCACUAUACCAUCGACACCCCCGGGAGUUGGGAGCAGGAACUCCUUGGGCCCCGUGGGUUGCGUCGUGGGGAUGCGUGUACGGUAUUGGUAACGUUGCCUGCCAUGCAGCAACAAUGGGAAAACUUUAAUGAGUACAAGUUGCUGCCAAAACAAAAAGACAGCCAGGCAGGCAGCAGGCGGCAGGCAAACGGAUUGUCGGGCGGACGGACAGGUGUCCUUGCUGCAGCGUAGUCCGCAGCCAGUCAAACGAACCGAGCACGCCACGCGUUGCGGACGGAUUGCCUGGAUUUCCGUAAACAGAUCUCUCCUUCGGGGGCAGGAAAGUAAACGUGAGGAGCAUGAAACCGGGUCUCGAAACCACCGACGAGGGCGAGGAGAAUGGAGACGCGCCAGAUCAUCGCGAGGGGGAUCCCCGGCCGCUGCCGUACGACUUCGAAAAGGAGCUGAUCCAAAGAUCCAACAGACACAUCCGACUUUACGAAUCCUUUGUCCCAGUGAGUCAAGUCUAUCCGCUGACACGGAAGUUUUACGCCCAGUACGAGCAACGCCAGCCGUCGGAUACCUUGAGGUACCUACGGCACACUUGGCCCGAUAAGCAUUUGGAGCGUCAGAGGCAGCUGGCAAAGGCGGUUCCCCUCCUGGAAUCGCAGGUGUACGGCUGGCUGCCGCUCAAAAGUGGAGAGCGGGCCGCCGAACUGAACUUUCUGCAUGCCAAAAAGCUGCGCUGCGGAAUGACUGUUCACGGGGAGCGCUUGAUCGCGGAGAGGAUUACGGCGCGACCUCCUUUUAACGGGCUCAGAUUCCUGCUUCACUAAUCUUGCGUGCAACAUAGUGUUUAUAUUUGUUUAAAACAGAGCGAUAAUGAUUAAAAUACAAAUCUAAGCC
Molecule: messenger RNA, 943 nt
Organism: Drosophila erecta
Lineage: Eukaryota; Metazoa; Arthropoda; Insecta; Diptera; Drosophilidae
Exons: 2
Coding region: 397-873 (158 amino acids)
Source: RefSeq, a predicted model, not a curated record